AUGGUUGAUUGUAUCACCCAAGCUUGGCAGGUGACAUCCACCAAGAAGAACAUCCUAUCGGCAUGGGAGACGCUGCCAAUCAACUACACUGCCAUUGCAGAGGCAGCCAAGAACCCAACAAACAAUGAUGUGGCUGUGAUCAACUCAACAUCAAUGGAGUUGGUCCUGGCGGGUCCAAAAUCAGGUGGGAUCAUCCCUAUGUCGGCCCAGCGUAAGGUUGGCGUGCAUAUCAACUCACGGCAAGCAGUUGCUACAUUCAUGUUCACAGAGGCUAAGAAGAAAAGGGGAAGACCUCCAAAGAAUGUCACCAACAACCUAGUCUUGAUCCAAAACAAUCAGACCAACAAUAUUGUCCAGAACAACCUGAUUGUCGCUCCCGGCGCAACAGUUCCUGCUACAUCUCCCGGACAGGAUAUGUUGCCACCCCCAUCGUCCACAAUCAAGCCCAAGAGGAAAUAUACAAAGAGGGCUAAGUCUGAUACCCUCCAGAUUACCAGAGCAGCCAAGAUUACUCAAUUGGAAUAG
This is a messenger RNA of Acytostelium subglobosum LB1, 525 nucleotides long. RefSeq lists its product as hypothetical. The transcript has 2 exons. NCBI's taxonomy places the organism in Eukaryota, Evosea, Eumycetozoa, Acytosteliales, Acytosteliaceae. Bases 1 to 525 code for a protein of 174 amino acids. The record is from RefSeq and is a predicted model, not a curated record.